UUGAAACCUCACCGUUCCUGAACCCUAUAAAAUCCUAAUCCCUCUACACCUUAAUUCCUCACCCCACACCGUCACAUCUAUUAGUGCUACUACCCAGUAUAACUGAAAGUACAAUAACUACACACCCAGUUCUUCUAGGGUUUGAGAGAUGGCAUCCAAAACGACGUCCUCACUCGCUCUCUUCCUUGCACUCAAUCUCUUCUUCUUUGCCCUUGUCAGUUCUUGUGGCACAUGCCCCGGCCCUAAGCCGAAGCCAAAGCCAAAGCCGACACCGAAACCUAGCCCUUCCACUGGCACCAGCUGCCCUAGAGAUACCCUCAAAUUAGGGGUUUGUGCUAAUGUCCUCAAUGGGUUACUUAACAUCAGCGUUGGCAAACCUCCCGUAGAACCUUGCUGCUCUCUCAUCCAAGGCCUUGCUGACAUUGAGGCUGCUGUAUGCCUUUGCACUGCUCUCAAAGCCAACAUUUUGGGUAUCAACCUCAACAUUCCAAUUUCUCUUAGCUUGCUUCUUAAUGUUUGUGGAAAUAAGGUUCCCAAAGGUUUCCAGUGUGCCUAAAAGCUACAAAAUAUGAUCCUUCAUUUCUUUCAUCUUUAUGAUUUGGCUUUCGUACUUGUUAUAUAUUCAGUGUGAAAUUGUUGUGUAAUUGGUGAGUUUGUAAGUGGGAAUUUAUCGUUUCCUUUGUUAUGGAUGUUGCCUGAUUAAGGGGUGAUAAGAUUUAGUUACUUAAGUUUUCCUCAUCAUUAUGGGAAUGGAAUGUGUCAUUUAAUUUA
Pyrus x bretschneideri (Chinese white pear) is the source of this 771-nucleotide messenger RNA. RefSeq names its product 14 kDa proline-rich protein DC2.15. NCBI's taxonomy places the organism in Eukaryota, Viridiplantae, Streptophyta, Magnoliopsida, Rosales, Rosaceae. The transcript has a single exon. The record is from RefSeq and is a predicted model, not a curated record. The coding region runs from base 149 to 556 and encodes 135 amino acids.